GCAAACACAUUUUCCGCCUGCCGAUUGGCGAUACCGAUUUUGUAAUCGACCACGACGCCCGGGGAAGAUGUCUCGACCGACCGCAACAUUAAAUUUAUAUACCCUAUGCUCUUGGCCGCAUACAUAACCGGAUCAUGUUCACGGUCACGUCGGAGAUCUACGGAGAAAACAACUACCAGACGACCCGCGAUGGAGGUAAGGUGGUGUCGAAGUUCCGUUUCGUCUAUCCGGAGGAGAAGCUGGAGGGGAUUAGGACGGAUAAAGACGGCGACCUUGAGGUGCCAAGGCCGAAACGUGGCGUGAUCGAAUUGGAACAUUCCGAGGCCACGGAGCUCCGGCUGGUGGGAUUACAGGUGUGGCGGGGAGCCCUUCUUCUGGCGGACUACCUUUUCUCCAAGAAGGAUGAGUUUUCCCAGAAAACCCUAAUGGAACUGGGAGCUGGUGUGGGCCUGACCAGCAUAGCCGCCGGGAUACACAAUACCGGAAGGAUCUAUUGCACGGAUGUGGACCUGGGAUGCAUACUGAAGCUGAUCCGUGGCAAUGUCCAAAGAAAUUUCAAACUCCUCCGCGGCACAAUAUCAGUUCUGGAGUUUGAUUUUCUCGCCUCGAAAGAGGAUCAGUCGCAGGAUCUGCUGGAGGCCAUAGACAGUAGCGAUGUAAUCCUAGCUGCCGAUGUCAUCUACUGUGAUACGCUAACCGAUGCCUUCAUCACCGUCUUGGAUAACCUCCUGGAUCGAGGUCGCCAAACUGGGAGACCCAAAACGAUAUAUAUGGCCCUGGAGAAGCGCUAUGUGUUCACCCUGGAGGAUUGCGAUUCGGUGGCUCCCAUGUACGAGUACCUCAUCCGGCAGACGGUGAACAAGCCGUGGAUCAUGGAGCACCUGCCUCUGGAUUUCCCCCAGUAUUUCGAGUACGAUCGCUGCAAGCAACUGGUUCUGAUGAAGAUCACCAGUCGUUGAAAUGCAUAAAGCACAGAUAAAGACGUUCCGCUUCUUAGAUUCAAAUGACUCCUCGAUGUACCUUAAUAAUUUAGUUAAAUUAUGGCUUUGUUACGUUAGGUUGAGAUAUCACUGGAAUUAAACUAAUAACUUUGA
This is a messenger RNA of Drosophila simulans, 1094 nucleotides long. Its product is annotated as methyltransferase-like protein 22. Gene Ontology annotation, molecular function: S-adenosylmethionine-dependent methyltransferase activity; protein methyltransferase activity. Gene Ontology annotation, cellular component: nucleus. The coding region runs from base 135 to 959 and encodes 274 amino acids. The transcript has a single exon. Lineage: Eukaryota; Metazoa; Arthropoda; Insecta; Diptera; Drosophilidae. The record is from RefSeq and is a predicted model, not a curated record. Gene Ontology annotation, biological process: protein methylation.